This is a messenger RNA of Hymenoscyphus albidus, 387 nucleotides long. The record is from the annotation of a GenBank genome assembly. NCBI's taxonomy places the organism in Eukaryota, Fungi, Ascomycota, Leotiomycetes, Helotiales, Helotiaceae.
AUGGGUCUUUAUGGCUAUGGAGGUGGACAGGCGGGAUAUGCCGAGUCGGCGUCCUCGUGUGAUCCCUCUGAGGCGCACUGGGCAAGACAAGAAUAUAUUUAUCCAUCUGAGGAUUGUUUCUUUGCUGUGCAAUACUGCCCUUCUGAACCAAAACCCCAGAUUGAAUUGUUCCCCGAUGAAGAGGAAAGACUCUUGGAAGUAUACUCCCCUCCGGCAUCUGCACCAACUGACAACUCUUCGUCUACGUUAGGAGAAUAUUCGAUCAACAAUGACUUUGACGAGGUGAUGUCGAUUCACUUUAAUGAUCUUCUGGGAUUGCAGAGCAUUGGACAGAAGUACGCAGAUGACGAUGGGAAGUCCCGUGGUUAUCACCCUGGAUACUAUUAG